GAAUGACAGCCUCUGGGUGUGAGCGGGGACCAAAAAGCCAGCCGUCAGCGGCCAGGCUCCAAGGCCCCCAGGCAAGCAGCUACCUAUCUAGGUUAGCAUUCAUGUACUGUGCAGUAAGCGGUCAAGGCGGUGUGAAGAUGGAACCUGGCUCAAGCGGGAGACUAGGUAGGUUGACGCUUGGGGCCUCGAGGGUACACUACACUGAUGAAGCGAUUGGACCCUUGAGUUGAAGUUUUUGUGUAGUUGUGGAUGUGAUGACGGCGUUGCUGUCUCUAUCCACUGGUGCUUGCUCGAGUGUGGCAUUUGAGAUGUUUGGAAGACUCGGAAGGCUUGAAGGGCUUGUAGAUAGAAGCCUCGUGGUUUGCCAGUUAGGCUGUAGGCAAACCUCGGGGAAUGUUUGGCAUGAUUGCCAUUUUAAUUGUCACUCAGAUUUGCAGUUUGAGGUCUUCGAGAAUUGAGAUGCUGCUUGGACAGAUGGCCAGCAAGGUGCGCACGUGUUUGCAGUGCUUCGAGCGCCGAGUGUCUGAGUUGUUUCUCUCGCUAGAUUUGCAUGUUGAUCGAUUCCACUUGCAGAGCACGCGCGGGGUUGUCAGGGAAAUGAGCCUCUCUCUCUCAGCUUCGUCCGCCUAGC
This is a messenger RNA of Neurospora hispaniola, 631 nucleotides long. RefSeq lists its product as uncharacterized. NCBI's taxonomy places the organism in Eukaryota, Fungi, Ascomycota, Sordariomycetes, Sordariales, Sordariaceae. The transcript has a single exon. The record is from RefSeq and is a predicted model, not a curated record. The coding region runs from base 394 to 630 and encodes 78 amino acids.